Molecule: messenger RNA, 1593 nt
Organism: Penicillium cinerascens
Lineage: Eukaryota; Fungi; Ascomycota; Eurotiomycetes; Eurotiales; Aspergillaceae
Product: sugar porter family MFS transporter
Exons: 2
Coding region: 1-1593 (530 amino acids)
Biological process (GO): carbohydrate transport; transmembrane transport
Cellular component (GO): membrane
Molecular function (GO): carbohydrate:proton symporter activity
Source: RefSeq, a predicted model, not a curated record
AUGGCGAGGCUGAAUGGAACGAAGCUUGGGGGUUUCCGGGCCUAUUUCUUCGGCUUCUUCAUCUGUACUGCGGGCUUCCUGUUUGGUUAUGAUACCGGCAUUGUCGGUGGUAUCCUCGAGUUCAAGUCGUACAUGAAUGACUUUGGAUAUACCGAUAAGACCACGGUCGAUGCGGUCAUGGUCAGUUUGCAGAAUGUCGGUGCUUUCUUGUCUGCGCUGUGCAUCUUUCCAAUCUCCGAACGCCUUGGGCGCAAGACGACCGUUCAGAUUGCCAUGACUGUCUUUUGCAUCGGUGUCAUCUUGCAGGUCGUCCCAUCGCACUCCCUUGUAUGUUUCUAUAUCGGACGAUUUGUAUCCGGUCUUGGCCUGGGAGGAGGCACGGCAGUGGUCCCGACGUACAAUGCUGAGAUGGCGCCCAAGGAAAUCCGUGGUAUGCUCGGUUCGGGCGUGCAGCUGCUCUUUGCCCUGGGCGUCAUGAUUAGUUACUGGAUUGACUAUGCUGUUGAGCGUACCAUUCCCUCAACGUCGUCUUCUCAGUGGCAGAUUCCUGUAGGACUGCAAUUGGUACCCGCUUCGCUGCUUGCGAUGGGUUUAUUCACGCAGCCUGAAAGUGUUCGUUGGUUGGCGAAGAAGGGUCGCUUCGACGAGGCCUGGGAGAGCUUGACGUGGAUGCGGGCGAGUGAUGGUCAGAAUCUCAUCCCCAGCUCUGUGUGUUUAUUCCUAACACUUCUUCUCUUUUUAGGCCCCGAAGUCAAAGCUGAAUUCAACGAGAUGCGCGUCGGUCUGGCCGAAGAGAUUCGCGCAACUGAAGGCCUGAAGAAGCGUGAGCUCCUCGAGCCAGCAAACCGAUACCGUCUGUCCCUCGGGUUUUUUAUGUUCUGCGGCCAACAGUGCACCGGCAUGACGGCACUCGCCUACUUCGGUCCCCAGUUCUUCAAGCUGAUCGUCGGCAAUGACAGCAGUCGGUCUCUGCUCAUCACCGGCCUUUUUGGUGCGGAGAAAUUCAUUACCGUUUUCAUCUACAUCAUCUUCUUCUCGGAGUCGUGGGGACGCAAGCCCACGCUGUGGAUCACGGCUUUGAUCAUGUCCAUGCUCUUCGUCAUUGUCGCCGUCGUCAACAACACGACUCCCAAGCCAGACAAGUCGCCUACCCCGGCUGGUAUUGCAACAGUCGCUUUGAUCUUCUUGACAAACUCCGUCUACCAGUUUGGCUGGGGUCCGCUCCCGUGGCCGUAUACUACGGAGAUCUUCCCUUCGCGUAUUCGCGAAAUAGGAUCCUCGGUUUCCGUCUGCUCGCAGUGGCUUUUCAACUUUCUCUUCUCGCUGGUGACUCCCUACAUGCAAAAGUCCUGGGGCAGCUAUAUUUUCCUGUUCUACGCCAUUCUUGACUUGAUCAUGGCUGCUUUGGUAUGGUUCUUCGUGAAGGAGACCAGGGGUAGGAGUCUCGAGGAAAUGGAGACUAUUUUCAACAGCAAGGCUGCAUUCGAUGUGGAGGUUGUGAGGCACAACGGCAUUGAGUCCGAUACCAUUAGCGCCCUGGAGGUGCCUCACAAACAAGACUCGCACUCCAAGGGUCCAGACUCGUCCGACUAA